AUGGCUGAUAGAUUCCCUUCUCUUGAGGACUUUGACUCUGGUGCGCAAACAACUCAAGGCGACUCUACUUUCGAAGGAGGUGCCGAUGAUUUCCUAAGUCGUGAGAAGGCCCUUUUGGGUGACGAUGCGGAUCAAUUUGCUACUGGCAAUGACAAUUCCGCAUUUGUAGAGGAUGAUGAUGAUGAUUUAUUGGGUGGAGGUGGAGGAGAGGAUGUUCACGAAUUCGAGAGUUCUUUCCCUGCCAUUGAUACUCGCAACGAGAAUGUUUCACCAAGCGGACAAAUCACCAGCACAUACACCAAUUACCAGCCCCAAGUUUCCGAUGAGGAAGAGCCAGAAGUCAUCAAGCAAUGGCGCGAACGUCGAGAUCUCCAACUUCAAGCCCGCGAGGAGAGAUCCGAAGAAAAGAAACAAGAAAUUAUCAAGACUGCCCAACAAAAUAUUGAUGAUUUCUACGAGAAUUACAACACCAAGAAAGAGAAGACAAUUGCACAGACUCGUCGUGAAGCUGAGGAGUUCUUGGCAAGCAGAGAAGAUACAUCUGCCGGUGGAACUAGCUGGGAGCGUAUCGCAAAAUUGGUUGAUUUGAGUGGAAAGGGUGCUAGAGGUGGUGCGAAUGGUACUGGAAAGGAUAAGUUCAGAGAACUGUUGAUGAGCUUGAAGAAGGACGAGAAACCGCCUGGUGCUACUGGAUAUUAG
Messenger RNA from Botrytis porri, 699 nucleotides. RefSeq lists its product as uncharacterized. Gene Ontology annotation, molecular function: structural molecule activity; clathrin heavy chain binding. Gene Ontology annotation, cellular component: clathrin coat of coated pit; plasma membrane; clathrin coat of trans-Golgi network vesicle. NCBI's taxonomy places the organism in Eukaryota, Fungi, Ascomycota, Leotiomycetes, Helotiales, Sclerotiniaceae. Gene Ontology annotation, biological process: clathrin coat assembly; intracellular protein transport; clathrin-dependent endocytosis. The record is from RefSeq and is a predicted model, not a curated record. The transcript is spliced from 3 exons. The coding region runs from base 1 to 699 and encodes 232 amino acids.